AUGGCAAUAUUUGUCGUAGUGGCGGUUAUGAGCAUCUUCCUCGGGCCAUUCUACUUCAUAUACAAACCGCCGUCCUUUCUUAUACGCUAUUUCCAAAGCCGAUGGCCAGAUGUCCUCUGGCACGUCCCGACGGCUUCGAAAACAAUUGCUCUCACGAUCGACGAUGGGCCAUCGGAAUACACACGCGCGAUAAUGCAGGUCCUCAAAGCCAACGAUGUCAAUGCAACAUUUUUUAUAAUCGGGUCGCACGUUGAUGGCCACGAGAAGGUGUUGGAGGAUUUAGUACGCGAUGGGAACGAGUUGGGGAAUCACGCCAUGUACGAUGAGCCUUCGAAGUCUUUGACAGAUGGCGUUCUCAUCGAACAGAUCGAAACCGUGAAGGAGAUGAUUCAUGACGUGUAUACCGCUGUUGGCGUGGACGAACCCACGGAUUAUUUUAGACCCGGCUCAGGUUUCUUCUCCCAAAGGAUGCGCACCGUUUUGCAAAAGUUGGGAUACCGAAUGGUUCUUGGGAGUAUCUAUCCGCAUGACCCGCAGAUUCCCUUUUGGCGUAUCAAUUCGGCUCAUAUACUUAGUAUGCUGCAGCCGGGAGGUAUCAUCAUCUGCCAUGACAAGAGGAGCUGGACGGUUCCUAUGCUACAAAAAGUCCUUCCUGAGAUCAAGCGCAGAGGCUACCGUGUGGUUACUGUCACUGAACUCUUGAAGGAGACUAGGGGAUAA
Molecule: messenger RNA, 720 nt
Organism: Venustampulla echinocandica
Lineage: Eukaryota; Fungi; Ascomycota; Leotiomycetes; Helotiales; Pleuroascaceae
Exons: 1
Coding region: 1-720 (239 amino acids)
Biological process (GO): carbohydrate metabolic process
Cellular component (GO): membrane
Molecular function (GO): hydrolase activity, acting on carbon-nitrogen (but not peptide) bonds
Source: RefSeq, a predicted model, not a curated record